UACUUGCUUCGCUUCGUCCUCGCUGAAGCAGUUGAAACAACUGCUUUAAAUUCCCGCUCUGCUUUUAGUUUUACGGCAAUGUUGGAAAACAUCGCUGUACAAAACGCUCUCCGACGGCGAGUAGCUUUACGGUAGCAGUGAGAAGAAAGAGAAUGGGCGGGGGGCCGUGCGCAAAAUAGGAAAGCGCUGGGGACUGUACGCGCGCGAGAGCAGCAGGUUCCUGAAGCAUGCGCGCGGGGAGGACAGGAGUAAUGAGAGAGCAGUAGUAGGAGUUGGGUAGUGGCGCGCGCGCGCGCAAAAGAGCGGGAAGGGCGGGGCUGAAUGCCCGGGGGUGGGGCCAGCCUUGGUCCCCAGCCCUGCUGCGCUGCGGAUGCGGUGGGUUCGAUUCCUGGCGCCGCCGGUUGUACGAGCACCACCACCAGCAGCAGCAGUGAGGCGGUGUCGCCGCCGCCGCCGCCGGGCGAGAAGAUGAGCCUGUCCCCGAAGGAGCUGUCGAGCCUGCUGAGCAUCGUGUCUGAAGAGGCUGGAGGCAGCACCUUCGAGGGCCUCUCCAGCGCCUUCCACCAUUACUUCGGCAAGGCCGAGCACUUCCGCGUGGGCUCCGUCCUGGUGCUGCUCCUCCAGCAGCCCGACCUCUUGCCCACCCCCCCGCAGCGCCUCACCGCCCUCUACCUGCUGUGGGAGAUGUACCGCACCGAGCCCCUCGCCGCCAACCCCUUCGCCGCCAUCUUCGCCCACCUCCUCAACCCGGCGCCCCCCGAGCGUGCUGCCUCAAGCACCCCCGGCCCGGCUGGCGGCGGCGGCGGCGGGGACGACGACAGCGAGAGGCUCCCGCUCUCAGGUUUUUUGCCUCCCAUAACUCCGCCAGAGAAAUACUUUCUUUCUCAGCUAAUGUUGGCCCCACCUAGAGAGCUUUUCAAAAAGACUCCACGACAGAUUGCUUCAAUGGAUGUAGGAAAUAUGGGCCAAUCUGUGGACAUAAGUGGUCUUCAGCUUGCUUUGGCAGAACGUCAGUCUGAGCUGCCAACGCAGAGUAAGGCUAGCUUCCCCAGCAUUCUCAGUGACCCUGACCCAGAUUCUUCAAAUUCUGGUUUUGACAGCUCUGUUGCCUCCCAGAUCACCGAAGCUCUAGUGAGUGGCCCAAAGCCACCUAUUGAAAGUCAUUUUCGGCCAGAAUUUAUUCGGCCACCACCUCCACUUCAUAUUUGUGAGGAUGAGCUAGCUUGGCUAAACCCAAUAGAGCCAGAUCAUGCCAUUCAGUGGGACAAGUCGAUGUGUGUGAAAAACAGUGCUGGAGUGGAGAUCAAGCGCCUCAUGGCCAAGGCUUUCAAAAGUCCAUUAUCAUCACAACAGCAAACACAGCUCCUUGGAGAACUGGAAAAAGACCCCAAACUUGUAUAUCAUAUUGGCCUCACUCCUGCCAAAUUGCCUGACUUGGUAGAAAAUAAUCCUUUAGUUGCUAUAGAAAUGCUGCUUAAACUAAUGCAAUCAAGUCAGAUAACUGAGUAUUUUUCAGUCUUGGUCAACAUGGACAUGUCUCUACAUUCAAUGGAAGUUGUAAAUCGGCUUACUACUGCAGUUGAUCUUCCUCCAGAAUUUAUUCACCUUUAUAUUUCCAAUUGUAUUUCUACUUGUGAGCAGAUUAAGGACAAGUAUAUGCAGAACCGACUUGUACGUCUUGUUUGCGUCUUUCUACAGUCCUUGAUUCGAAACAAAAUCAUAAAUGUACAGGACUUAUUUAUAGAGGUACAGGCAUUCUGUAUUGAAUUCAGUCGAAUAAGAGAAGCAGCUGGCCUUUUUCGAUUGCUCAAGACACUUGACACUGGUGAAAAUCCUACAGAGACAAAGACCUCAAAAUAAGACUUAAUGGUGGGGGGGCGGGGGGCUUUUUAUUGGAUUAGGAUUCUGUAUGUUUUUUGUAUAGUUGACUUCAUGGCUUGCUAUUUACCCUGUAUUAAAUAUUGCUUUUUCUUGUGGAAAAGUUAAUCCUGCAACACACACAAGUUGUUUAACUGAGCACACUGAAGAACUAGCCUAACCUUCAAUUAGGAUCAAUGUGAACAGAACUAUUUUCAAAAGAUACUACCAAAUGAAUACUCUUGAAUCCAAGAACUUAAAAGGAGUUUAAAGAUGAUAGAGCUAAUUUUCCAUAUAUCCCUUCCCCUAUUAGAAUUUAAGUUAAGAGUUGCAUUUUACUAUGUUUUUCUCCUAGAAAUCCAAAUAAAACACUGAUGUUAGCUGUG
This is a messenger RNA of Hemicordylus capensis (graceful crag lizard), 2243 nucleotides long. It is a transcript of the gene CNOT11, whose product is annotated as CCR4-NOT transcription complex subunit 11. The record is from RefSeq and is a predicted model, not a curated record. NCBI's taxonomy places the organism in Eukaryota, Metazoa, Chordata, Lepidosauria, Squamata, Cordylidae. Gene Ontology annotation, biological process: mRNA catabolic process; negative regulation of translation. The transcript is spliced from 7 exons. Bases 322 to 1860 code for a protein of 512 amino acids. Gene Ontology annotation, cellular component: CCR4-NOT complex.